Messenger RNA from Phascolarctos cinereus (koala), 3214 nucleotides. RefSeq names its product angiogenic factor with G-patch and FHA domains 1 (gene AGGF1). Gene Ontology annotation, molecular function: nucleic acid binding; protein binding. NCBI's taxonomy places the organism in Eukaryota, Metazoa, Chordata, Mammalia, Diprotodontia, Phascolarctidae. The record is from RefSeq and is a predicted model, not a curated record. Gene Ontology annotation, biological process: positive regulation of angiogenesis.
GCGGCCUCUCCGGCCUCCUGUCCCGGGGCGCUGCUGUGGCGGAGUCGAGGCGAGGCCGCGGGCGGACGCCGAGCCCCAUCUCCAUGGCCGCUGCGGCCCCUUCCCCUCCGCCCCGCUCUCCGUCCCCGUCCCCGUCCCCGUCGUCUCCGCCGACCGAGCCCGAGCUGGUGCAGCUGCGGCGCAAGGUAGAGCGGCUGGAGCAGGAGCUGCGCAGCUGCCGGCGCCAAGUGCGCGACAUCGAGAAGGUGCUGCAGCACACGGAGCGCCUGUACCAGGGCGCCGAGCGGUGCAACCAGGAGCUGCGUUCCCAGGUAGAAGAGCUCAGCAAUGAAAUCCAUUAUAGGAAAAAAAAAGAAAAUAACAAGUCUGAUGUAGAAGUCCAAACAGAAGACUAUACUCCUUGGUCAACAUCAGAUUAUUAUUAUCAGACAUACUAUCGGAAUGUCAGUCCUUCAGAUAAGGGGGUUGAACUUCCACUUGAACAAAAUCAAGAGCACAAAGAGCCCAAUCAUAAUUCUACAGACUCAUUAUGUAGAGAGAGUGAGGGUCACACUGACGCUGAUACAACAGAAAAUGCAAAAUAUGAGCAAGAAGACAAUUUUACUUCCAAUUCACAGGAAGCAGAAGGUGUAUUAGCAGCAGAAAAUGCCGAGUUAGAUGGUUCAUCAUUAGCUGAAAGUUUGAGAGCUGCUGCAGAAGCUGCUGUAUCACAGACUGGAUUUAGUUAUGAUGAAAGUACUGGGUUAUAUUAUGAUCACAGCACUGGAUUCUACUAUGAUUCAGAAAAUCAACUAUAUUAUGAUCCUUCUACUGGAAUUUAUUACUACUGUGAUGUGGAAAGUGGUAGAUAUCAGUUUCAUUCUCGAGUAGAUUUGCAGUCCUACCAGACUCCCACCACACAACAAAAUAAAGAUAAAAAAGGGAAAAAGAAAAGGAAAGAUCCAGAUUGCUUUACAGCCAAUGAAGAAAAGGAUUUGGAUCUAGAAGAACAUAAAGCAUCAAAUAGUUUGAAUUGUCUUACCACCAAUGUAGAACAUAUAAGCUGUAUUGAAAGAGAAGAAUCCACAAAUGUGAAAAAGAAAGUCAAAAUAGAUAAUCAUAAUAAAAAUAGUCCAUUGAAGUUUGCUGAUGCAGAUAGCAAAGAAAAUGUAGACUCACAUCUUAAUGUGAAUGUCUAUGAUUUGGCUUUAUUUAAAGAAGACAAAAUAGUAGAAACUGACAGUGAGCCAGAAGAAGGUGAAAUUACAGACUCUCAGACUGAGGACAGCAGUGAUGUAACUAGUGAAGACAAUCUUACUUCAGCAGACACUGAAGAUGAAGAGGAAGAAAAAAUUUGGCCUCCAUGUAUUAGAGUCAUUGUUAUUAGAUCACCAGUACUGCAGACAGGUUCACUUUUUAUUAUCACAGCUGUAAAUCCAGCUACAAUUGGAAGAGAGAAAGACAUGGAGCAUACACUCCGAAUUCCUGAAGUUGGUGUCAGUAAGUUUCAUGCAGAAAUUUACUUUGACCAUGAGUUACAAAGUUAUGUUCUUGUGGAUCAAGGCAGUCAAAAUGGUACAAUUGUUAAUGGAAAGCAGAUUCUUCAGCCCAAAACAAAAUGUGAACCUUAUGUACUAGAACAUGGAGAUGAAGUGAAAAUUGGAGAAACUGUGCUGUCCUUUCACAUUCAUCCAGGUAGUGAUACUUGUGAUGGUUGUGAACCAGGGCAAGUUCGAGCCCACCUUCGCCUCGAUAAGAAAGAUGAAUCUUCUGUUGGUCCAGCAUUAAGUAAAGAAGAAAAAGAGUUAGUAAGAAGAAAAGCAUUAAAGAAAAUAAGAGUAAAAUAUGGCUUAAUGAAUACAGAACAUGAAGAUGAAAAAGCACUAAAGAAUCCAAAAUAUAAAGACAGAGCUGGAAAACGUAGGGAGCAGAUUGGAAGUGAAGGAACAUUUCAGAGAGAUGAUGCCCCUGCUUCUGUCCAUUCUGAAAUCAAUGACAACAACAAAGGUCGGAAGAUGUUGGAGAAGAUGGGUUGGAAAAAAGGAGAAGGCCUAGGAAAGGAUGGUGGAGGAAUGAAAACUCCAAUCCAGCUUCAGCUGAGACAGACACAUGCAGGCUUGGGGACUGGCAAACCAUCUUCCAUUGAAGAUGUUCAACUCUUCCAGAGUAAAAACAAAAAGAAUUGGGACAAAGCAAGAGAAAGGUUUGCUGGAAACUUCCCAGAAGCUAAACUACAAAAAGAUGCAUCAGGAGUCAUGCCUUGGGUAAAAGGGACUGCAGAGUGAAACUUCAGAGUUCUUAAAUGUUUAGAUUUUGGGUUUUUGUGGGAUUUUUAUUUUUCAAGUAAGUGUGUAUGUGUGAGGGAAUGGAAUAACAGUUUACCCUCUCAGGAUUCAGAGACGUGUAAUAAAAUUUGGUUAGCUAUGGACUAUUUAGUUAUGUUGGUCAAAUUUGCAUCUUUUUUAAAAAACAGCUUAUAUUAAACUAAUCAAUGAGUUACGCUGCCAUAAGUUUCAUUGAGUGAACCAAAGUUCACUGAGCACAGAUGUGAAUAAUUGAAUGCAAACAUAAAUUAUGAAUUCCUUUCUUUAAAAGGCCACCUAACUAGGAAUAUUACCUUGUCUUUUACAUAGCAAAUCCUUAUUUACACCAUCCUAAUUUUCUUUGUAAUUUACAAGGGAAGCAAAAUCCAUACAAGUAUGAAUGGCUUUUUAAAAUGUACACUUGUCUUCAUCUCUGUGUAGUCAUAGUUAUGAAACACAAAAUAAAGAAGGGGCAUCUCUGACUUCACGCAAACCAUUCUGGCUACACGCUUCUCUCAUUGUCCUGUGAGAAACUAGAUAGGAUGUUGAGAAAAUAUGGCUAGUUGUGUGUGAAUAUUAUUAUCCAUGAGAUAACCUAAGUGACAUUAUUAAAAAGAUAAUGAACAGGUUGUAGUAAAUUAGCAUUUUCCUGUUUUCUUCUAUGAAGAAUGUGUCAAUUUGUACAGCAUAUUAACCAUUUACAUUUGGUAUGUUUGGAGACUGUAAGGUGUCCAGAUGUAAACAGCUGAAUUCAGUUCUGAAAUAUUUAAUGUCCUGGCAUUCGUCUUUUUGAUAAAUCCAUUGCUGGCAAUGGAGUUUGUGCCAGGUAAACCUGAUUUCCAAUGAAAAAUGGACUACAAAAUAAAGGCCUCAAAAUCAAAAUAUUUAUUGAAUAUGUUCUUACACUCAAUAAAAACUAUUGCAACAUUAAA